GUCAUUCAACAGAUAAUGCCCUGUAACUCUUUAAAAACAAUCACACAAUGGCGAGAUGUUUCGCAAAACAGGUUACUAAGUGGUCAUCCCGUUUCCAUAGCAACCGGGAUAGAUCGGUCGUUACAAAACGGACCGCAGAGUGAAUUCGAGCGUCAGUUGAAACCGUGUAGCCAUCCGAAACUGAGAGGCGUUAUUCCGUGCGUGUUAGUAGUUCGAUACCAGUUAAAUCCACCUGCAGAAAAAUGGAAGACAGUUCAUUGCUGCGACAGGUACAAAGGCAGAUCGAGAAGCUGGGAUUGAUUGAGUCAAUGCCGGUGCUGAUGGAGGAGUCGCGGAAGUUUUUGACUCACUUUAUUAACAUGUUUCAACGUGUCCAAGGCAGCGUUAUCGAAGAUUACUAUUUUCAAACGCUGUACCUGUGCCAGACGGCAAUCGUGAAAUGCGACGUUACCGAGCGAGAUAAAACUGUGGUGAGCAACAUUUUAAACACCGUACUGGAAACGAUCCACCGGGAGUAUGUGCGCAAUAAGGUGCUUAUUGAAUCGCUUGGCACACUUAACAACAUCAUGUGCAACCUGUACCAUUUGGAGGUGGUAUAUGCGCAACCAAUGUUACGCAAGAAGCUCCCAUUUCUUAGCCGAUUCUUCUGCGAGAUGGAACACUACGGCGUGAUGUGUUCCAUUGUGGGGAUUCUUUAUCAGUAUGUUUGCAAGUACGACUGCGAAAAGCGUGCGGACGUGUUUGCCGAAAUUAUGGAAAAUUUUAACGACCCAACCAAUCAACUAGCCGAGAUGCUGCAGUGGCAACCGGAAACGUUUUAUGCUCAAUGUAGAAAGUUUCUGAACGACAUUCCCGGUAGGAAGUAUUAUUCACUUGCCGCACGAUCUGCCAUUUUUGGGGAGAAGACGAUUAUACCGAUGAAGGGCAUGCCUUACAUUUCGUUCGAAUGGAACUCACAUCCGAGUGAGAUCGCAUUCCAAGCCUCGUUCGGUAAAGACAAGGACAAUUCGCUACAGGCGAAUAUCGACUUCAGCGAUAUACGCUCUGUGGAGAUUAUUGAGGACCUGGAACAGCCGCGGGUAGUAUGUACGUAUGGCAAAAUAACCGUCGAGGGCAUUGCCAUUGAGAAGUACGAACUGCGCAUUAAUGUGGUGGACAACAGUGAGCUGAGCGAGCUGGCCGAAUUUAUAACGCCGCUGAUAAAUUCGGUGACAUUCGCUGGCAAAAAUGUCACACCACUUCCGGAAGUUAUGUGCGAUGAAACGGUUAUUCUUCACGAGAAGUUCUACAACACGACGGACUUUGCCAGCCAAACCUUUCUCGAGGACAGUAAUGUGGCAGCAGCCGCCCAAACGGCUAGCCCGAAACAGGAUGCACCAAUCAUGUCCGCCACCCAUCCGAAACAUGAUUCUCCGGCUAAGCCGAUGGUGGAAAGCGAAAAUGAUCACGAUAAGGAAAAUUGGGAUAAAACCAACCAUUUGUCCGAUUCCUCGCUGACCCAUUUCCAACCGUUCGACACGAAAUGGAAAGCGAACUUAUUACAACACACGUCCAAAAGCAAGAAACCGGAACCUUCCCUCCCGCCUCUUGCACGCGAUCCGUACGACAUAGAGCUGAUGCGAUGCGAGGAAGUAGACCAACGGAAGGCAAAGCUUCGAAUGGAAACGGUUUCAAAACGAUGCGCCAAUGGUAAGAAAAAUGGACGAUCCGAGCACGUGGACAGACGGCCGAAAUAUAUGCAAUGCUCGACACCAACCAAAGCCCGGCGCACAACCCCUUCGAAGGGUCUCGUCAACGAGGAGUUGUCUUCGAUUUUCGGUGAUAGCGGCGAAGAAUCGAUGGAUGAUGAGAAGCACGACGCAACCUACAUGCCCUACUCGAUGCUAUCCAAGACGGGAAUGCGUAGCCGGGCUGGCAAACGAGGAACCAAGCGCCAGGCCGUUCCAUUGGGACAGGCGGCACCGCACGGGCAGAAAAAACUCAACCUUAAAAUGAUACCACCCCCUAAAACACAAAUUCUUGGAACGGGCCAGAAGGCUACGAGUGCCAGAAAUAGAAAAACACAAAUUUGCGACAUUUCGUCAAGCACGCCGCAGAUAGAAACGGCGAUACAUGCAGUUGCCGUAGCGAAGAAUAAUGGCACAACGUGUGCGACGACUGUCCCGUACUCCAAGCCAGCCGAAGGGCAAACUCGUGAAGGAAUUGAAAGAGGAGGCGUGCUUGCCAACGCUCCGACGGCAGCCACCCGUGGAAUACGGAAGAGACUCAAUUCUAAACAUACUACCACCACCCAAACGACUACUACAAAAACGACCACAACGAAAACAACUGCAGUUGGACUUGCCACGUGUGCAGUAGCUGACCCAGCGGAAGAUACGACGAUGCAGGAAGACACGAUUACGAUGCCACCGUCGGAAAUCUUACCGUGCCAUGCCACGGAGCAGGUGCAUUGCCGUGCACUUUACACGGUCGAAAAGCACCAGGAAUACCACCGUGUCCAUCAUACGGUGAAUGAGGCCGAAACGUCUUUGCCCGAACUACCGGAAGAGGCUCGUCGGCAAGUGUUGGCUUGCGCACUAAGGAUUGUCGAUAUAAUUACGCAUUCGUGUACAACACUGCGACCCACUAAAUAGAGAUGUAACCAUAGCUACGGGAAUGAAGCUGGCAAGGGAAGAGGCUGAUACCGGCGACAGGACAUUCAACACAACAACUUCUGGUAUGAUUCACUGCAAAUAAUUGUUGGAAACAUAUAUUAUUGUUUAUAAUGAUAUUAGUACAAAGAUACAACCGUAUCAAACCGCUCACAGCAUAGAAGCAGUGUGCCGUAGCUUCUGUAGUGCUUACUUCGCCGAAAGCACUUCGUAACUUUCGUCUACAAAGAGCACGAUGAGCUUGUUUGAAUGUAAUAAAAUAUACUCUCUUGAUGCGAAAAAUUUAAAAUAAAAUUCAACCAAAAUGCA
Molecule: messenger RNA, 2960 nt
Organism: Anopheles stephensi (Asian malaria mosquito)
Lineage: Eukaryota; Metazoa; Arthropoda; Insecta; Diptera; Culicidae
Exons: 9
Coding region: 243-2633 (796 amino acids)
Source: RefSeq, a predicted model, not a curated record